Molecule: messenger RNA, 766 nt
Organism: Capsicum annuum
Lineage: Eukaryota; Viridiplantae; Streptophyta; Magnoliopsida; Solanales; Solanaceae
Product: peptidyl-prolyl cis-trans isomerase FKBP12
Exons: 5
Coding region: 230-568 (112 amino acids)
Molecular function (GO): peptidyl-prolyl cis-trans isomerase activity
Source: RefSeq, a predicted model, not a curated record
UAAAUUAAUGUAGUACUUGACAAAUAAAAAGGAAAUUUAUUUUUUCUUGUACUUGUAAAUAAAUUGUAAAAGGAAAAGAGGCAUAAAGGGGGGAGCAUCGAAGAUAUUCCGCUACGGCACGCGAGAAUCACGUGACAUCGAUCCUUGAAAUUCACAGCCGCUGUCCGUCAUCAAACAAACUCUAAUACAAAAAAAUCAUCGGAGCAAUCAAAAUCAGGAGGGGAAGAAAAUGGGAGUAGAGAAGGAAGUGAUCAGAGCUGGAAAUGGACCCAAACCACAACCUGGUCAGACUGUCACUGUCCACUGCACUGGUUACGGGAAAGAUAGAGACCUGAGUCAAAAGUUUUGGAGCACUAAGGAUCCAGGGCAGCAGCCUUUCUCUUUCAUGAUCGGCCAAGGAAAAGUUAUCAAAGGAUGGGAUGAAGGAGUACUGGGCAUGCAAUUGGGAGAAGUUGCUCGGCUAACAUGCACUCCUGAUUAUGCUUAUGGUGCUGGUGGAUUUCCAGCAUGGGGUAUUCAGCCCAACUCAGUUCUGGUUUUUGAGAUUGAAGUCCUGAGUGCACAGUGAGCUUUUUCCCAGUAUCUGGGCAAUUCCCAUGGAGCUGUUUCACUCUACUUACUAGACAGUGGUGAUGAUUAGACAUAAUAUUACGGCACUUGCUAAGACAGCUUGUGGGUAUCUUUUACUGCCUAUGUACUCUUUGCAUUAUGCAACUUAUUGGAACAGGUUGAGGCAAUAAUAAAUGCUUUCUAGCUUUUCCCUCGA